AUGCAGAUUAUUUCUCAAUGCGAUGCCGAUAAAAAGGGUUACCUUUCCAUCGAUGACCUUCAAGUCGCUAUGGUUGCGAUCUUGGGAUAUAAAUCCAAUAAACUUGUAAUAAGAUUUAAUGUGGCCUUGAAUAAUAUAAAUAUAACGGUUUGUUUGCUCAAUGCUUGUGAAGACUUACUUAUUACAAAAUUGCAAGAGUACGAUAUCAACGAAAAAAUUAAGGAUAUUUUUAUGUCAUUUGACGCCCACUGUCGAGGGUUUCUGACACUUAGCGAUCUCAUGUCGGUCUUCGAUGAAGUGGCUCCAAGGAUUUCCAAGGCAACCGUAACGUCCAUUUUUAGGAAUAUCGAUUUUGAUGAAGAUGGCAGAGUCAGUUACAGGGAUUUUGAAUAUAUGAUGCGAUUACAUUUCGACUCUCUUCAAAAAAACUAG
Trichoplax adhaerens is the source of this 432-nucleotide messenger RNA. RefSeq lists its product as uncharacterized. Lineage: Eukaryota; Metazoa; Placozoa; Uniplacotomia; Trichoplacea; Trichoplacidae. Gene Ontology annotation, molecular function: calcium ion binding. The transcript has 5 exons. The coding region runs from base 1 to 432 and encodes 143 amino acids. The record is from RefSeq and is a predicted model, not a curated record.